AUGUCCGCUGAAGAACAAGUCCGUCUCGAUAACUUUGACUCCAUCUUCUCCCUCGAUGGCAAAGUCGCCGUCGUCACCGGCGGUUCAAGAGGCCUCGGUCUCCAUGCUGCCAGCGGCCUCCUCCAAGCGGGCUGCUCAAAGGUCUAUAUUACCUCCCGCAAAGCCAAAGCCUGCGACGAGGCCGUUGCCGCCCUGAAUGCCCUCCCCAAUAAACGUCCUGGCGCGGUAGCCAUUGCUGUUCCCGCCGACAACGCGCGCAUGGACGACCUGGACCGACUUGUCGCCGAGGUCAAGAAGACAACGGAUCACGUUGAUAUUCUCUUUGCAAAUGCGGGUGCUACCUGGGGCGAGCGCUUCGAAAAGUAUCCCGAGCCUGCUUUUUCCAAGGUGAUGGAUCUGAACGUGAAGAGUGUGUUUUAUUUGGUGCAGAAGUUUGCCCCCCUACUCACGGUCAAAGCGACCCGCGACUCGCCCUCGCGCGUCAUCGUCACCGGCUCCGUGGCCGGCAUCGGGGUCGGUUCCCUCGGCGAGAAUGCCACCUUUGCCUACUCUGCGUCUAAAGCGGCCGUGAUUCACCUGGCCAAGAACCUGGCGGUGGAGCUGGGGCCGCGCGGCAUCCUGUGCAAUGCGAUUGCCCCGGGCUUCUACCCGUCCAAGAUGGCCAAUGGGUUGAUCGAGAUGCAGGGAGGCAUCAAGCAGAUGGAGGAGCACUCGCCCAACCGGCGCCUGGGGAGGCCGGAGGAUAUUGCUGGGUUGGUGGUAUUCUUGUCUAGCCGUGCAGCCAGUCAUUUGAAUGGGGCUGUGAUUGUGACUGAUGGAGGGGCCGUACUGAAGGGAAGACUAUAG
Molecule: messenger RNA, 846 nt
Organism: Aspergillus lentulus
Lineage: Eukaryota; Fungi; Ascomycota; Eurotiomycetes; Eurotiales; Aspergillaceae
Product: oxidoreductase, short-chain dehydrogenase/reductase family
Molecular function (GO): oxidoreductase activity
Source: RefSeq, a predicted model, not a curated record